ACUGUAGACUGUAUUAUACAAAACCACAACAAACCUAUACAUACAUCUAUACAUACAACUUUACUCACUGCUACUCUCACAAUCUCUCUCGCUCUCUCUCUCGACAAUGGCUUCUCUCUUUCGAGACAGAAGCUCUCUCUCGUCUCUCUCGUCUCUCUCAUCUCUCUCGCAUUCUAAGCGCGACUCUCUCUCCGGCACCGCCAGCUCGCGCUUCUCCGGCGGCGGCGGCGGCGCUCUGCCGUCGCCGUUCGGGGAUCUGUCGCCGGCUCUCUCGUCGACCGACCUCCGCGACACGGCCUACGAGAUCUUCGUCGCCGCGUGCCGCACGUCCACCGGAAAGCCGCUGACUUACGUUCCGGCGGGGAAUUCGGACCGGUUAUCGGGCUCGCCGUCGAUGUCGGGAUCGCCGUCGAUGCAGCAGCGGUCGAUUACGUCGACGGCGGCGUCGAAAAUGAAGAAGGCGUUGGGGCUUCGAUCUAGCUCCGGGUCGGGUUUGAGUCCGGGUUCUGGAACGGGCUCACCUUCGCCGCCGGUAAAACCUAAAAGACCGUUGACUGUUGGAGAGCUAAUGAGGACUCAAAUGAGAGUUACUGACAAUAACGAUUCGAGAAUUCGACGAGCUUUGUUAAGAAUUGCUGCUGGACAGGUUGGUAAGCGUUUGGAGUCUAUGGUUCUACCAUUGGAGCUGCUGCAACAAUUCAAAUCUUCUGAUUUUCCCAGUCAAGAAGAAUACUAUUCAUGGCAGAGGAGAAACCUAAAAAUUCUUGAGGCUGGUCUCCUUUUACAUCCUUACCUGCCAAUAGAGAAGUCCAAUGCUGCUUCACAGAGGUUACGGCAAUUAAUUCAUGGUGCCUUAGACAGGCCGAUGGAAACUGGGAGGAACAAUGAGUCAAUGCAAAUCCUCCGUAAUGCUGUGAUGUCUCUUGCUAGCAGAUCUUCUGAGGGAUCCUUGGCAGAGUCCUGUCACUGGGCAGAUGGAUUCCCAUUGAAUCUUCGUCUAUAUGAGAUACUUCUGGAAGCCUGUUUUGAUGCUAAUGAUGAAACAUCUAUCUUAGAAGAAGUUGACGAGCUUAUGGAGCUUAUAAAGAAAACUUGGCCGAUCCUUGGAUUGAACCAAAUGCUUCACAACCUUUGCUUUUCCUGGGUUCUAUUCAACCGUUAUGUAUCAACUGGACAAGUAGAAAAUGAUCUUCUAUAUGCUGCUGAUAGUCAGCUUGCUGAAGUUGCAAAAGAUGCAAAAGCAACAAAGGAUCCAACUUAUUCAAAGAUUUUAAGUUCUAUAUUGAGUGCAAUUUUGGGUUGGGCCGAGAAAAGGCUCCUUGCAUAUCAUGACACUUUUGAUGCUGGGAAUAUUAGUUCUAUGCAAAGCAUUGUCUCUCUUGGAGUAUCAGCAGCAAAAGUUCUAGUUGAGGAUAUUUCUAAUGAGUAUCGCAGAAGGAGGAAGACUGAAGUUGAUGUGGCUCGAAACAGAAUUGACACUUAUAUAAGGUCAUCUCUACGUACUGCUUUUGCACAGAGAAUGGAGAAAGCAGAUUCAAGCAGAAGGGCUUCAAGAAAUCAGCCUAAUCCUCUUCCUGUUCUUGCCAUUCUUGCGAAGGAUGUUGGUGAGCUAGCAACCAAAGAGAAGGAUGUAUUUAGUCCUAUACUGAAGACGUGGCACCCUUUCGCGGCAGGCGUUGCUGUUGCUACACUUCACGUUUGCUAUGGCAAUGAGCUCAAGCAAUUCAUUUCUAGUAUAACAGAGUUGACACCUGAUGCUGUACAGGUUUUGAGAGCUGCAGAUAAGUUGGAGAAAGAUCUAGUGCUGAUUGCAGUUGAAGAUUCCGUGGACAGUGACGAUGGUGGGAAGGCAAUAAUUCGUGAGAUGCCACCCUAUGAAGCUGAUACUGCCAUAGCUAACAUGGUGAAAAUUUGGAUUAAAACAAGACUUGAUAAAGUGAAGGAUUGGGUUGAUAGAAAUCUUCAACAAGAGGUCUGGAAUCCAAGAGCUAAUCAAGAAGGAUUUGCUCCAUCUGCUGUUGAAGUCCUCCGGAUAAUUGAUGAAACCUUGGAGGCAUUCUUUCAGCUGCCUAUACCUUCGCAUCCAGCAUUACUACCUGACUUAAUGUCUGGUCUUGAUAGGUGCCUUCAGUACUAUAUUACCAAGGCAAAAUCUGGAUGUGGAUCAAGGAACACCUACAUACCCACUAUGCCAGCAUUAACUAGAUGUGAUGCAGGAACAAAAUUUCAAAAUGUGUGGAAGAAGAAAGACAAGCCCGUUAGCUCUCAGAGAAGGAGUGCUCAGUCUGCUGUUGCGAAUGGAGAUACAGCUUUUGGGGUACCUCAACUAUGUGUCCGUAUGAAUAGUUUGCAACGAAUACGAGCAGAGUUGGAAGUUUUAGAAAAGAGGAUAAUCACUCUUUUGCGGAACUCUGAGUCUGCUAAUGAAGAAGACUUCUCAAAUGGUCUGGGCAAAAAGUUUGAGCUCACCCCUGCUGCUUGUUUAGAAGGGGUUAAACAGCUCUCUGAAGCAUUGGCUUACAAAAUUAUCUUUCAUGAUCUGAGUCAUGUUCUGUGGGAUAGGUUGUAUGUUGGAGAACCCUCAUCAUCAAGGAUUGAAUUCUUUCUUCAGGAGCUUGAGCAAAAUUUGACCACUAUUGCGGAUAUUGUGCAUGAAAGAGUUCGUACACGUAUUGUUGCUGACAUAAUGAAAGCAUCCUUUGAUGGUUUCUUGUUGGUUUUACUUGCUGGAGGACCAUCGCGUGCCUUUUCUCGGCAGGAUUGCCAAAUAAUAGAGGAUGAUUUUGAGGCCUUGAAAGAAUUAUUCUGGGCAAAUGGAGAUGGGCUGCCAACUGAUGUAAUUAACAAGUUUUCAGCAACAGUGAGGGAUGUCCUUCCACUUUACAGAACUGAUACAGAGACCCUUGUUGAGCGUUUUAGACAGCUGACCGUUGAAACUUAUGGUUCUUCUGCAAAAUCGAGACUUCCAUUACCACCAACUUCUGGGCAGUGGAACCCUACUGAACCGAACACACUCUUGCGAGUUUUGUGUUACAGGAAUGACGAAGUGGCUUCAAGAUUCCUUAAGAAGACCUACAAUUUGCCGAAGAAACUCUGAAUCUUGAACAGCUCGUAUCAUAAUGCAGGAACUCUAUUAUCCUCCGCCCUUCUCUGAAGGAGAGCCGAGAUGAGGUUUGUAUAGUAAAUUUUGGGGGUCUUGGUUCUGUCAACUGAUGCUGCUACUUUUGGCAGGAUAUUCGGAAUAUUAUGGAAACCAAGGCCUGCCUAGGUGGGUGGGAAAUUAUUUAUUCUUUUUUGUCUAUAGGUUAUUACUUAUUUUGUACUUAUUUACCAACCAUUGUAUUACUCUUUCAACACUAUGGGUUCUUAUGUGUAAUUUCUUUGUUUAA
This is a messenger RNA of Daucus carota subsp. sativus, 3389 nucleotides long. Its product is annotated as protein unc-13 homolog. The transcript is spliced from 5 exons. The record is from RefSeq and is a predicted model, not a curated record. The coding region runs from base 107 to 3097 and encodes 996 amino acids. NCBI's taxonomy places the organism in Eukaryota, Viridiplantae, Streptophyta, Magnoliopsida, Apiales, Apiaceae.